AUGCAUGCGUCGCUCCAGCAUUCCUCCAUCGAGGGCACUGUCAGAGAUGAGACCGACAUCGAACCGGCCGUGCCCGCACCGUACGAGGAGCAGCCUUUGCUCCGUCAGGAGGCCGAGGACGCUUGGAAGCCUCCUAUAGGCUUUGUCUGGAUACAGCUAGCCAUCAUGUCUAACGUGUUCCUAUCUGGCUUCGACGGCACCAUCACUGCAUCAACAUAUGCUGUUAUCAGCUCCGAAUUUAGUGCGGCCAACACGGCAUCGUGGCUCACAACCUCCUAUCUAAUCACCAGCACCGCAUUCCAGCCGCUAUAUGGUCGCUUUUCUGACAUUUUUGGACGACGGACAUCGUUUUUCACGGCCACAAUAACCUUCAUGAUUGGUUGUUUGGGGUGUGGGAUUGCCAAAGAUAUCGUAUUUUUGAACAUGAUGAGAGCACUUACUGGUAUUGGCGGUGGAGGUCUAAUGACAAUGGCCACUAUCGUCAACUCAGACCUUAUUCCUUUCCGCCGUCGUGGAAUGUAUCAAGCCGUCCAGAAUGUUUUGCACGGUUUCGGAUCCAUCUGCGGGGCUUCGUUUGGAGGCACGAUUGUCGAUUCUGUCGGGUGGCGCUGGUGUUUCUUGAUGCAAGUUCCGGUUGGGUUUCUGGCUCUCGUCACCGGUCAUCUUGUCCUUCAUCUACCUACGCAAAACAAGUAUGCCAGCGAGGGGUGGAGUCUACAGGCUAUCUGGAGACAUGUCGAUCUGUCCGGAGCAUGUGCGCUGAUUGUUGGCCUCUCCUCGCAAUUGGUGGGCCUGAGCCUAGGUGGGAAUGAGCUCCCCUGGUCCAACGUGUGGGUGAUACUAUCGUUUGUGGCGAGUGUGGUGUCACUGGCUCUCUUCGUUCUCAUCGAGACGAAAACAUCUGCAAUUCCGCUGAUACCACCGAGAAUGCUGAAAGGCGUGCUGCCGGUUGCCACGCAAAUUGCCAAUGUCUGUGUCGGCAUGGCUGCUUAUGCAUUUCUUUUUACCCUCCCUUUAUUGUUCCAAGUUAUCCUCUUGGACUCGCCUUCCAAGGCUGGCGCGAGGCUUGCAGUACCGUCUCUCGCUACCCCGGUCGGCGGGGUCAUCUCCGGCUUCGUCAUGUCGCGCUGGGGCAAGCUGGCCUAUCUCGUCCGAACCGGCUGUCUUCUGAUGUGCAUUGGUAAUGUACUUUUAAUGCUCCUGCAAUUCCAUGACUCAGAGUGGAAGUAUUAUGUGGCGAUGAUUCCUUCCAGUCUCGGUCAGGGUAUAACGUACCCUGGUAUCUUGUUUACAUUUCUCGCUGCAUUCGAUCAUGCAGACCAUGCCGUGUCGGCCUCUACCGUCUACCUGGUUCGUUCAAUGGGCACAGUCUGGGGCGUAGCCCUUACGUCCACCAUCAUUCAGAACACAUUGCGCUCAGGCCUCGCUGAGGCCUUGAGUGGAAUACCAGACAAAUGGAAAGUGAUCGAUGACAUUCGUCAUUCAGUGUCUGCCAUUCACCAUCUGCCGCCAGAGAUCCAGCUAGCCGCACGAAUGGUUUAUUAUAAGGGAAUCCGGCUGUCGUUUCUGGCAUCAGCAUGUUUCGGGUUCGUGGCUACGAUUGCGGCCCUCUUCACCCGAGGAAAGGGCCUGCACCGUUCACGCGAGGCGUAG
This is a messenger RNA of Aspergillus sclerotioniger CBS 115572, 1653 nucleotides long. RefSeq names its product MDR family MFS transporter. Gene Ontology annotation, cellular component: fungal-type vacuole membrane. The transcript is spliced from 6 exons. Bases 1 to 1653 code for a protein of 550 amino acids. Lineage: Eukaryota; Fungi; Ascomycota; Eurotiomycetes; Eurotiales; Aspergillaceae. Gene Ontology annotation, molecular function: basic amino acid transmembrane transporter activity. Gene Ontology annotation, biological process: transmembrane transport; basic amino acid transport. The record is from RefSeq and is a predicted model, not a curated record.